UGCAGCAGCUUCAGAGAAUUCGGAUUUGAUGGCUUCACAAAAACGCUCCUCUUUCCGGCACGGAUCAAAACUGGCAUCUGCGAGCACUAUAGACCAUGCCAGACAUGGAUCCCCACGGCACAGAGACUCGGGUCUACUUGACUCGCUGGGCAGAUUCUUUGGAGGUGAAAGACACGUUCCCCGGCGGGGCUCGGGCAAGGACAUACAUGCAGCCAGGGUCAGCCACCACGUCGGGUCCAUGCCCCCAAGAUCUCAGCAUGGCCGGCCCAUUGAUGACAACCCUGUAGUCCACUUCUUCAAGAACAUUGUCUCACCCCGUACACCUCCCCCAAUGCAAGCAAAGGGUGGUGAAACACACAAGCCGGGAUAUGGAAGUGGAAAAUUCUACGAGCAUAAAUCUGCUCACAAGGGACACAAGGGAUCCUAUCAUGAGGGCCAGGGCACUCUUUCCAGAAUCUUUAAACUGGGAGGCUCUGGGUCCCGACCUGGAUCGCGGUCUGGUUCCCCCAUUGCUAGGCGCUGAAGCUCCAAGAUGAUAUCCAAGGAUCAUGUACUCUGCUUCAUAAUAUAACUGCCUUAAAAUUAGUAA
Cinclus cinclus is the source of this 589-nucleotide messenger RNA. It is a transcript of the gene MBP, whose product is annotated as myelin basic protein. The coding region runs from base 29 to 523 and encodes 164 amino acids. The record is from RefSeq and is a predicted model, not a curated record. Gene Ontology annotation, cellular component: internode region of axon; compact myelin; cell periphery. Gene Ontology annotation, biological process: myelination. The transcript is spliced from 5 exons. Gene Ontology annotation, molecular function: structural constituent of myelin sheath. Lineage: Eukaryota; Metazoa; Chordata; Aves; Passeriformes; Cinclidae.